CUGGGAAAUGCCUGAAGGAGGCUUCCCAGAGAACUUUCCCUGUCUCGGAGCUACCGGAUGGAGCAUCCCCCCACAAUGCUAAGGCACCCCGACAGGCAUUCCCAAAGCUCUGACCAGAGUCCAGCCUCUGGCCUGGCAUCCUUUUGCACUGGCGGAAGUAAUACUGAGUGAAGAUGGCGGUGGCUCUUAGGUGGCUGCUCCAAAUUUGCUGUGGCUGAAGCCACAAGCCUCAGGUAUAGUGUCCCGCCUCGGGCGCUCCUGAUUCCUACACCAAGGGAGUGACCUCAGGAAGUCGGUACAUUAGAACUUGAGGAGACAGGCCUCUCAUGGGUUGGGAAUAGUUGCCAAUGAAGGCCCAUACUCAACCAGAAUGAUUUCUUGGGUAGCCAUGUGAACAGGAGUGAGGGCACCAAAUCCUGGUGUUUGUUUACUGUGGGUGGCAUCUGAAUGAGCAGUCACCCUAUCAAAUUGCUAAGUAAUUGGAGGGCCACAGUAGGCCCAGCUCAACUCUUCAUGUCCACCUCACAGUGCUGGACUGACACCUCUUAGUGACAAUGUCCCCAUGAGUUCUUUCUUCCCUUGCCCAGUGGGAGCCCCUACCAGAGGGAGGUGAAUUUCCUGAGUGUUGGUGGGGAAAUGUCGCUUUGGCCUUCAGAGGACUGGACUCCAGCCUCUCUCUGCCCCUUGAUGUCCCCCUCACACCGGGACCCCACUUGGCUCAUCUGGGAUAAAGGCUAGCAAUAACUAGCAUCCAAGGCAGGUGGCCUGAGAGCUGAUUGGGUUUUGUUGCAUGCAUGCACCACAGAUGUUAAGGUUGUGAUGCCUCUAGGUACAUCAGACCACAGACUACAUUUCCUGACUCUCCCAUUGGUGUUUCACUGGGGAUCUUCCUCACCAGUGCCAGCCCCUGAGGGUAGCUGUGGCUGCUCUGGGAGGGGAUGCCUGAAGAAGAUUCCCCCUCUCUUGUGCUCUCAUCCUUCCCUUCCCCGGGACCCCCUCCCCUGCAGCAGCCCCACCUCCCAGCAUCUCAGAACCCCUGGCUGCUUAGCCCAGCCGGGCCAGCUGGCUAUGCUGGCACUGUCCCUGGUCUGCUGGCGAGCUAUAAAUAGCUCCUGCACCCACGGUCUUGGCAAGGUGCUCCUGGCGUGGGUGCAGAGGACACUGGAGAAGCAGCAGCUGAGCCUGCUGGCCUUGCCAGGCCCACAGCUGGCUCCAAUGGGAGGCAGGAGUCUGCACCACAGCUCAUGGACCUGGCUGCCCUGCCCUCCAGCCAGACACACCAGGCUGCCAGUCCCAGCCCAUGGAUCUGCGCGUGGGCCAGCGGCCCACAGUGGAGCCCGUACCAGAGCCUGCGCUACUGGCUCUGCAGCACCCCCAGCGUCUGCACCGCCAUCUCUUCCUGGCAGGCCUGCAACAGCAACAGCGCUCAGCAGAGCCCAUGAGGCUCUCCAUGGACGCGCCAGUGCCAGAGCUGCAGGGGGGACAGCAGGAACAAGAACUUCGGCAACUUCUCAAUAAAGACAAGAGCAAGCGAAGUGCUGUAGCCAGCAGUGUGGUCAAGCAGAAGCUGGCUGAGGUGAUCCUGAAAAAACAGCAGGCAGCCCUUGAGAGAACAGUCCAUCCCAGCAGCCCCAGUAUUCCCUACAGAACUCUUGAGCCCUUGGACACAGAGGGUGCUGCCCGCUCUGUGCUUAGCAGCUUCCUGCCUGCGGUUCCCAGCCUGCCCACUGAAGCCCCGGAACACUUUCCCCUGCGUAAAACAGUGUCUGAGCCCAACCUGAAGCUGCGCUAUAAGCCCAAGAAGUCCCUGGAGCGGCGCAAGAAUCCCCUGCUCAGAAAGGAGAGUGCCCCGCCCAGCCUUCGGAGGCGGCCUGCCGAGACCCUUGGAGACUCCUCCCCCGGUAGUAGCAGCACACCUGCCUCAGGGUGCAGCUCCCCCAAUGACAGCGAGCAUGGCCCCAACCCUGCCCUGGGCUCAGAGGCGCUCUUGGGCCAGCGGCUGCGGCUGCAGGAGACUUCUCUGGCCCCGUUCGCUUUGCCGACAAUGUCCUUGCUGCCCGCAAUCACACUGGGGCUGCCUGCCCCUGCCAGGGCUGAUGGUGACCGCAGGACCCAUUCGACUUUGGGCCCUCGGGGUCCUGUCCUGGGGAACCCCCACGCUCCCCUCUUCCUGCACCACGGUCUGGAGCCAGAGGCUGGGGGGACCUUACCCUCUCGCCUGCAGCCCAUUCUCCUCCUGGAUCCCUCAGUCUCCCACGCCCCACUGUGGACUGUGCCUGGGCUUGGACCCUUGCCCUUCCAAUUUGCCCAGCCCUUACUGACCACCGAGCGGCUCUCCGGCUCAGGCCUCCACCGGCCACUUAACCGGACCCGCUCAGAGCCCCUGCCCCCCAGCGCCACUGCCUCCCCUCUGCUGGGCCCCCUGCAAUCCCGACAGGAUCGGCUCAAACCUCACGUCCAGCUGAUCAAGCCAGCCAUCUCCCCUCCCCAGAGGCCUGCCAAGCCAAGCGAGAAGCCCCGACUGCGGCAGAUACCCUCAGCUGAGGACCUAGAGACAGAUGGUGGGGGAGUGGGACCUGUAGUGAAUGAUCGCCUGGAACCUAGGGAGUCAGGCCAUGGGCCUCCAGAGGGCAGAAGCCCCGUUUCUCUGCAGCAGCGCCAGCAGGUGCCACUCUGGGAGCAGCAGCAUCUAACUGGGCGGCUCUCCCAGGGAAGCUCCGGCGACUCUGUGUUGCUACCUCUGGCCCAGGUCGGACACCGGCCCCUGUCCAGAACCCAGUCUUCUCCAGCAGCUCCUGUCUCCCUACUGAGCCCAGAGCCCACCUGUCAGACCCAAGUCCUUAACAGCUCAGAGACACCUGCCACAGGGCUGGUCUAUGACUCAGUGAUGCUGAAACACCAAUGCUCCUGUGGAGACAACAGCAAGCACCCUGAGCACGCAGGCCGCAUCCAGAGCAUCUGGUCCCGGCUGCAGGAGCGGGGUCUCCGCAGCCAGUGUGAGUGUCUCCGGGGUCGAAAGGCCUCCCUAGAGGAGCUGCAAUCAGUCCAUUCUGAAAGGCACGUCCUCCUCUAUGGCACCAACCCCCUCAGCCGCCUCAAACUGGAUAAUGGGAAGCUGACAGGCCUCCUGGCACAGCGGAUGUUCGUGAUGCUACCCUGUGGCGGGGUUGGGGUAGAUACUGACACUAUCUGGAAUGAGCUGCACUCCUCCAAUGCAGCCCGCUGGGCCGCAGGCAGCGUCACUGACCUCGCCUUCAGAGUGGCUUCCGGAGAGCUGAAGAACGGUUUUGCUGUUGUGCGGCCCCCAGGACACCACGCUGAUCAUUCCACAGCCAUGGGCUUUUGCUUCUUCAACUCCGUGGCCAUCGCCUGCAGACAGCUUCAGCAACAAGGCAAGGCCAGCAAGAUCCUCAUUGUUGACUGGGAUGUUCACCAUGGCAACGGCACACAGCAAACGUUCUACCAGGACCCCAGCGUGCUGUACAUUUCCCUGCACCGCCAUGAUGACGGCAAUUUCUUCCCAGGCAGUGGGGCUGUGGAUGAGGUAGGGACUGGCAAUGGUGAAGGCUUCAAUGUCAACGUGGCUUGGGCUGGGGGCUUGGAUCCACCCAUGGGGGAUCCUGAGUACCUCGCUGCCUUCAGGAUCGUGGUGAUGCCCAUUGCCCGAGAGUUUGCUCCAGACCUGGUCCUGGUGUCCGCUGGAUUUGAUGCUGCCGAGGGUCACCCAGCCCCGCUGGGUGGCUACCAUGUUUCUGCCAAAUGUUUUGGGUACAUGACACAGCAGCUGAUGAACUUGGCAGGAGGUGCGGUGGUAUUGGCCUUAGAGGGUGGUCAUGACCUCACAGCCAUCUGUGACGCCUCUGAGGCCUGUGUGGCUGCUCUUCUGGGCAACAAGGUGGAUCCCCUUUCAGAAGAAGGCUGGAAACAGAAGCCCAACCUCAAUGCCCUCCGCUCUCUGGAAGCUGUGAUCAGGGUGCACAGGAAAUACUGGGGCUGCAUGCAGCGCUUGGCCUCCUGUCCAGACUCUUGGCUGCCCAGAGUACCAGGGGCUGAUGCAGAAGUGGAAGCCGUGACCGCACUGGCAUCCCUCUCUGUGGGCAUCCUGGCUGAAGACAGGCCCUCGCAGCAGCUGGUGGAAGAGGAAGAACCUAUGAAUCUCUAGGGCUCCAGAGCAGAUCACCUGCCCUUCAGACGUCUCCUCACCUCUGCUGUCAGCCCUGUUCCUGGGUCUGCAGAGAUCCUCUGGGCAGGUAGUCAGGUCCAGAGCAUAGCUACCCUGACAGCUACCCCAGGGAACUGAGAAGGCCACUGGGUCUGGGAUGGGGACCAGGAAGGAUCCUGGGAGGAGGCGGGCUGGGCACUAGGGCCCAGCUGGGCUCUUCCAGAAUGGACCCAGUCCCCUAGCUGUGGCCUCCAGCCCUCAGGACUGCACAGAGGAGGACUGGUUCAGGUGGACCCGUAACUACCACUGUUUUUAACUUCGAAGGCCCCAGAUUUUGCACACCACCCCAGGCUCCAUACAGAAAUGUGAACUUGGCCUCAGCCAGGGUGGCCCUUCCCAGGUUCUGAAGGGCUAGAGGAGUAGGAGCCAAGGGGUCCCCUAUUCCUGAGGACAGGAGAGCUCCUCUCCCCUGCUUCCUCAAUGGUCUUUCGGCAGCCCCAGGCUCUGAGAGCCACUCUGAGCUGCUCUCCUGUGAGCAGUCACCAGCAAGCCUCCCAUCUGGUCACUGCCCUGCCAGAGGCCACCCUAUGUGGACCAUCUCAGUGCCUUGGUGCAGCAGACAGGUGCUGAGUCCUGUGCUUCCUGACCCAAUGGUGCCAAACCUUCAUCUCCCCUUAGAAGCACAACACAAGCCCAGGGAUGCCUGGUCACUGCCCCCAGAAUGAGCCUGCCUUCUGUUUCUGGGGUUCCCCCACCUCGACUAUGACUGCUGCCCCACAUAGAACUAGCUUGGCUGAGGGGAGAUAAGGUGGGAGAAUAGACAGACAUGGGGGAGGGGAGGCCACCCCAGAAGUCUUCAAGACUUUUGAGGUCAGGCCUGGGGCCAAGAAAGUGUUUGUGUGUGUGUGUGCGUGCGUGCGUGUAAGAGUGUGUGCGUGUGUGUCUUCCCCAAGACCUGCCAUACCUUGUGUAUGUAUGCAUGUUUUUGUAAAAAAGAAAAAAAAAUGGAAAAAAAACUGAACAAUAAAUGUUUUAUUUGCUUUAAA
This is a messenger RNA of Alexandromys fortis (reed vole), 5208 nucleotides long. It is a transcript of the gene Hdac7, whose product is annotated as histone deacetylase 7. The record is from RefSeq and is a predicted model, not a curated record. Lineage: Eukaryota; Metazoa; Chordata; Mammalia; Rodentia; Cricetidae. Gene Ontology annotation, biological process: negative regulation of transcription by RNA polymerase II. Gene Ontology annotation, molecular function: histone deacetylase activity; transcription factor binding. Gene Ontology annotation, cellular component: histone deacetylase complex. Bases 1301 to 4162 code for a protein of 953 amino acids. The transcript has 25 exons.